UUACCUUUUGUCUCCAGAGACUGAAAUAGCGAAAGAAAGAAAACUGAGAGACUCUGAGACUAGCACUCUUCGCGGUCACGCAGCUGGAAAACUAAGGUACAGAGCCAUACCCUUACCCAUAUACUCCAUAAAUCUACCACGCAAGAUUUCUUUAACUCAACAAGCAAAAUCAAUAAAUACAACCCACAUCUUUAGAUUCUUCUCCAAAAAGCCCCAAAUCUCUAUGCUAACAAUAUGACCCCUUGAUUAUUAUUUUUUUUAAUUAUUGUUAUGGUUCUAGAACACCAUUUUCUUUGUUGUGCUCAAUCGAUUGAUCCGCAAUAGCAAAACGCAGAUUUUUUUUUUUUCUAUUUUUUGGAAAUCGUUUUGGGUCGAGAUGGAGUUCAGAAGACCGGGUUUUAGUCUCUGUCUAGGGUUUUUGCUUGUGUACUUGAUGGUUCCUAAUGUUUCUUUAGCGAGGUUUGUUGUGGAAAAGAACAGCUUGAAGGUGAUAUCGCCGGAUAAAAUAAAGGGGACGCACGAUAGUGCAAUAGGGAAUUUUGGGAUCCCACAAUAUGGGGGUAGUAUGGCCGGGACUGUGGUGUAUCCAAAGGAUAACAGAAAAGGCUGUAAGGAGUUCGAUGAUUUUGGGAUUUCAUUCAAGUCUAAGCCUGGAGCUUUACCGACUUUUGUCUUGCUCGAUCGUGGAGACUGCUUCUUUGCUUUGAAAGUUUGGAAUGCCCAGAAGGCAGGGGCUUCUGCUGUUCUUGUUGCAGAUGACAUUGAGGAACCAUUGAUAACGAUGGAUUCACCUCAAGAGGAUGGUGGUUCUGCAAAAUAUAUUGAGAACAUAACAAUACCAUCUGCACUGAUUGAGAAAAGCUUUGGUGAAACAUUAAAGAAAGCAAUAAGCAGUGGAGAUAUGGUAAAUGUGAACCUUGAUUGGAGAGAAGCUGUUCCACACCCUGAUGAUCGUGUGGAGUAUGAAUUAUGGACCAACAGCAAUGAUGAAUGUGGGGUAAAAUGUGAUAUGCUGAUGGAGUUUGUGAAGGAUUUUAGAGGUCCAGCACAAAUACUUGAAAAAGGUGGUUACACCCAGUUUACACCUCAUUACAUAACCUGGUACUGUCCUCAGGCAUUCACCUUGAGCAGGCAGUGCAAGUCUCAGUGCAUAAAUCGUGGAAGAUAUUGUGCUCCUGAUCCUGAACAGGAUUUCAGCACAGGUUAUGAGGGGAAGAAUGUUGUUCUUGAAAAUCUUAGGCAACUCUGUGUUUUUAAAGUAGCAAAUGAGAGCAAUAGACCUUGGGUGUGGUGGGACUAUGUAACUGAUUUCCAAAUCAGGUGCCCAAUGAAGGAGAAAAGAUACAACAAAGAAUGUGCUGAUUCUGUUAUCAGAACCCUUGGACUUGAUGUCAAAAAGGUUGAGAAAUGUAUGGGGGACCCGAAUGCUGAUUCUGAGAAUCCUGUUUUGAAAGAAGAACAAGAUGCCCAGGUUGGGAAAGGAUCAAGGGGUGAUGUAACCAUAUUGCCCACCCUUGUUGUCAACAACCGACAAUAUCGAGGAAAGUUGGAGAAAGGUGCUGUUCUGAAAGCUAUAUGUGCUGGUUUUGAAGAAACCACUGAGCCAGGUGUUUGUUUGAGUGGUGAUGUUGAGACUAAUGAAUGCAUGGACAAUAAUGGGGGUUGCUGGCAAGAUAAAACAUCUAACAUUACGGCUUGCAAGGACACAUUUCGUGGGAGGGUAUGUGAAUGCCCCUUGGUUGAUGGUGUUCAGUUCAAAGGAGAUGGUUAUAGCCACUGUGAAGCAAGUGGACCAGGGAGGUGCAAGCUUAAUAAUGGAGGCUGUUGGCAUGAAUCUCGAAACGGACACACCUUCUCCGCUUGUUCGGAUAUUGAUGGUGUUAAAUGCCAGUGUCCUGCUGGGUUUAAAGGCGAUGGUGUGAAAAGUUGUGAAGAUAUUGAUGAAUGCAAAGAGAAGAAGGCCUGUCAGUGCGCUGAAUGUAGCUGUAAAAAUACGUGGGGAAGCUAUGAUUGCACUUGUAAUGGAGAUCUUCUUUAUAUGAGAGACCAUGAUACCUGCAUAAGUAAGAGUGGCACUCAAGUGAGGUCAGCAUGGGCUGCUUUUUGGGUCAUUUUGAUAGGCUUGGGAAUGGCUGCUGGUGGAGGGUAUCUUGUCUACAAGUAUAGAUUGAGGUCUUACAUGGAUUCUGAAAUCAGAUCCAUCAUGGCACAAUACAUGCCACUGGACAGUCAAGCAGAAGUUCCAAACCAUGUCAACGACGAACGUGCCUGAGAAUGACAAGCUACAUUUAUCAAUCUUCAAGGAUUUCAAGCAACACAGGUGUCAUGUAGUUCAUACAGUACUCUUGUUCAUCGUGUGGAUGUUUUUUUUUCAGGCUGAAUUUAUGUGUGUCAUUAAUGUAUAUGGACAAUAAAGAAGUGUAGAUUAGAAUGUCAUGUUUACUAUAACUAUAACAUGCUUAAACGGAUGAAGUAGGGAUUGGAUUUGAGGCAGAUUGAUUAGGGACUUGGCUAUAAAGUUUUAGAAUUUUCGUUCUCA
Messenger RNA from Manihot esculenta (cassava), 2539 nucleotides. RefSeq names its product vacuolar-sorting receptor 3. NCBI's taxonomy places the organism in Eukaryota, Viridiplantae, Streptophyta, Magnoliopsida, Malpighiales, Euphorbiaceae. Bases 377 to 2272 code for a protein of 631 amino acids. The transcript has 12 exons. The record is from RefSeq and is a predicted model, not a curated record. Gene Ontology annotation, molecular function: calcium ion binding.